This is a messenger RNA of Dalotia coriaria, 1954 nucleotides long. RefSeq names its product potassium/sodium hyperpolarization-activated cyclic nucleotide-gated channel 1-like. Gene Ontology annotation, molecular function: voltage-gated potassium channel activity. Lineage: Eukaryota; Metazoa; Arthropoda; Insecta; Coleoptera; Staphylinidae. The record is from RefSeq and is a predicted model, not a curated record. Gene Ontology annotation, cellular component: HCN channel complex; membrane. The transcript is spliced from 7 exons. Gene Ontology annotation, biological process: potassium ion transmembrane transport; regulation of membrane depolarization; sodium ion transmembrane transport. The coding region runs from base 130 to 1902 and encodes 590 amino acids.
AAGCGAAAACUGUAACUAUAUGCAACCAGGGUGACGAUACUUUUAAAGUUGGCUCAGAUUUAAAAACAAGAAAAUAAAAACAAACUUUUACUGUCACAAAGACAAUUUGUAGGCAUUAUUAAUAUUAAAAUGAGCAGUUCUAAAGUGAAUAAAAAAUAUGGAGUCCUCGAAGAACAUAAAAAACACAUUUGUACCUUGGAUGCUGAACAUGCAAACGCUUAUCGUCCUGAUGAUAGAUCCCUUAGAAGCGCAACUAUUAUAUCAUCGAGAAAUCCAAACACGAGAUAUUUCUUCCGAAGUUUAACUUUGGUCGAAAAAGAGCGCCAGCGUCAAAUAAAAUUGAAAUAUUCGCAUAUUAUUCAUCCGUUGAGUGAAUUUAGAUUGUACUGGGAAGUAGCACAACUGUUUAUCUUAUUCAUUGGGCUAAUUAUCUGCCCAAUUAAUUUCAUUCACGGUCCAGUUCUGUACAACCAAAAGACUUAUUUUGGUUUCAACAUAUGGUUUGCCUACGCUGAGAUAUUCUUCGAUAUUCUAUAUUUAACUGAUGUUGUAAUGACGUUUUUCACUGGAUUUAUCGAUGCAAGAUAUCAAGUUGUACAUUUAAACAUUCGACUUAUCGCUAGAAAAUAUUUGGCGUCAACUCAAUUUUUAUAUGAUAUUCCAAGUGGUAUAAGCACAAUGACAAUAUUACAAAUUUACCGCUCAAUGAUAACAGAAACAUUCAUCACAAUCAAUCAAUUGCGUUGGUGGAGACUUAUCGGUGCUUUUAAAUUAUUCAGAGUCGCGCGAUUUUUGAAAUAUUUACAAAACGCGAGUGAAUUAUUGCAUCACUACUAUUAUUCCAAGUUGGUGAUUAGAUAUUUUGUGCUGAUUUGUAUCGGAUUACACUGGUUAACAUGUAUUUAUAUCACGAUGGAGCAAAGUACGCAAGUGUAUAGUUUGUAUCUUCAUUUAAAUGAGAAUGAGUUUGAAGAUAUGGAGAUAUUAAGCUUCAAUUAUGAGACACUUUUGUUGUUGGAUUAUGGGCAUAUGUAUGUGUAUGCACAAAGUAUCGUCGCAACACAGAUACUGUGGAUUAGCACAACUUAUAGUUUUGGUACAUUGGUGGAUAGACAAUUGAGGCAUUAUGGGAAUAUAACUCAGUUGACUAUUUAUGGAACAGCAGGGCUUAUUUUAUCUACUUUGUUGAGUGUACUGAUUCUACAAAUGAUUCUAUCAACGAAUGCAUCAGAAGCCAAAUAUCACUCAAUAAUGUCCCAGUUAUUAAAUUAUAUGAAACUGAAAGCACUUCCACAAAACAUGAAAGAACGUUUCGUUUGCUACUAUGAAUACCGCUUCCAAAAGAAUUACUUCCGUGAAGCAACUAUUAUGAGCAAACUGUCUGAAUCAUUACGGCAUGAUAUAAAUUUACACUCCUGUCGUUCACUAAUUCAAAACGUUUCAAUCCUACGAGAUUUACCGCAUGAAAUCAUAUCGGAAGUAGUCUUCCAUUUGAAACACGAAGUUUACUUGUAUAAUGAUAUCAUUGUCAAAGCUGAAACCAUUGGUGAUUGCAUGUAUUUUAUUGCUAAUGGUUCAGUAGCAGUGCUGACCCCAUCCGGACGUGAGAUUUGUCACUUACAAGAUGGUUCCUACUUUGGGGAAAUCGCCCUGAUUGCAUCAAAUCAAAAACGCACAGCAAAUGUCAUCGCAAUCGAAAUCUGCGAAGUAUAUCGCUUAGAACGUGCACAUUUUAGUACCUGCUUCCCGAAGAAUACAAUGUUUUACAAAAAAAUUCAACAAACCGCACAAGAACGUAAAGAAAAAACUGUUCUCUUGGAAGAACUGCAUAAGAAGUACCAAAUUGAUCGCGGUGUUUCCGAGGCGCAUUUCUUUCGAUCCUCCACAAAAUACAACAAAUAAUUCCCAAUGUUUAUUUGUAUGUUUGUUAAGAAAUAAAUUUUGUUACUCUAAA